Molecule: messenger RNA, 723 nt
Organism: Drosophila navojoa
Lineage: Eukaryota; Metazoa; Arthropoda; Insecta; Diptera; Drosophilidae
Biological process (GO): tail-anchored membrane protein insertion into ER membrane
Source: RefSeq, a predicted model, not a curated record
AAAUCACACGCAGCCAUCAGCUGUUGGCUGCAUUUAGUUUUUUUUUUUCCAUCAGCAAAGGAAAACAAAUUAUUGGAUUAGUUUUAUUAAACUAACUAACCCCAAAUAUGGACUUGUUCGUGCUAAUAGCGCUGAUGUGCCUGAUCAACACAAUCCUUCCAGACUUCGUUCGCAACUACAUUAAAAUAUCCCGGUUUUGGAAAGGACCCAAAGUAAAGCCAGAGGAUCAAGCAGAGCUGCAAGCAGCCCGCGAAGAGCUUAUUCAAGUACAAAAUGCAGAGCAUUCCGGGGAAUAUGCAAGGAAAAUCAAGACCAUGCGUGCCGAGCGCAAAGUCGCCGAUGCUGAGAGCAAAAUAUUGAUGGCCAACCAAAUGGUGAAGCUUAAGCAGUCAACUAUUGAUACAGUGGCGUACUAUGUGACGAAGGUUGUCUUCUCGCUGAUCGUCAUCAUUGUGUGUGCCCGCCAUCGAUACUCAGCUGUGAUGAUCUUCGACGAUAGUUUUAGUCUGCAGCCGCUGACCGGACUGCUCAGCUUUCCCACUGGCAUUUACAACGCGAUUUCUGUGCCCACCUGGGCCUUUUCAUGCAAUUUCACAUUUCGACUGUUGUACGAUCUGGUAAAAAACUAAGGUGUCACAAAUUGAAUUGUAAUUUUGUAAUUUAUUGCAAUAAGAUUUAAUUGUAAAAAGUGCUCGAUGUAGUUUACAUAGCUUUAUCACCGUU